Solenopsis invicta (red fire ant) is the source of this 3152-nucleotide messenger RNA. RefSeq names its product glutamate receptor ionotropic, delta-1. The record is from RefSeq and is a predicted model, not a curated record. Gene Ontology annotation, cellular component: membrane. The transcript has 10 exons. Gene Ontology annotation, molecular function: ligand-gated monoatomic ion channel activity. Lineage: Eukaryota; Metazoa; Arthropoda; Insecta; Hymenoptera; Formicidae. The coding region runs from base 566 to 2524 and encodes 652 amino acids.
GUUGAUCGCGUUCCCUGUUCAACGCGAGGAUAUGUGCGUCAAACAUGUGUGUAAAACAUGUGCGCCAGAAAUGCGCAGAGAUAUUCAGAAUGCAAACCUUUGUUUCACGAUAAGAAAAACAGACAAGAUAACCCUCGAAAGCUGUGAAACAAGCGACAUUGAGAAUAAGCUAGGCCUUCCAGCUGCCUUUCUUCGCAGACUCACAAUGCUUUACAUUGCCAUUAUCGUUUCAAAUAGUGCAUUUGGAGGGAUGAAAAAGCAUUCGUGAGAACAAGGAAAGCUGGCGAAAUCGUGUUUCGAGGAAGCAACCGCGAAGUAUAUAAUCUGUUGACAGACAUUAACCAGCGUUCAUCCUCUUAUAUCUUGAAUAUUUCACUCAUAAUAAGGCUCGUUAUCUUGAUUGCCCAUCAUUUCUUUUUGCGGAUUCGUGAUUCUACAAUGUGCGCAAUUACGCGAAUCACUAUGUAAAGAGAUUAUAGUACAAUAAACUAUGCACGAAUGAUCGAUUCUAUCUACGAUUCCGAAAGACUUCCGCAGUUACUUAGCGAAAACAGGUGCGAUCGGAAUGAUCCUCACUGUCCUGUGUAUCCUCGCGCUGUCACUCAGCAAUGACGUAACCGCGUCAUUUCGCGUUGAAGAUGUUAUCGUAAGAUUUAUCGUAAACGCGACGCCCGUUCUGUUCCCACCUUCGAGAGUGUCUCUACAACUGUGCAUCAACUAUGAUGACACUAUCAAAUUAUCGAGAAUAUUGUCGAGCAAUUAUUUGACGCAUACUAUUCAUAAUGUCUACGAAGAAUUUGAGCCAAAAAUUUACAAUGAUUUAGAGCAUAGAAAUUUGUAUGUGUUAGAUUUGGAUUGCGAUUAUGCCACUGAUAUUUUACGACAGGCACAUUCGAAAAGAAUGUUUGUUGCCCCGACGAAAUGGCUACUUUUUCAAGAUCGAAAAAUCACAAUUGAUAACGACGAUAACGCCAAUUUAACUUUUGUAUACGAUGACUCUAUAUUGGAAAUCUUCGAGGACUUGGCGAUUUAUCCUGACAGUGACGUGAUUCUCAUGCGAAGAUUUGACGACUUUUUUGAAUUAUUGUCCGUAUAUCGACCAAGUCCACAGAGAGGAGUGAUAUGGGAAAAUCGUGGAAAUUGGACGAUCAAGAACGGUUUACAAAUGAGGACGCUCGAUGUGGCUUCGGCACGAAGAAAAAAUCUUCAACAGACGGCUCUUAAAUCAUGUAUCGUGAUGACAGAUCCUAAUACGAUCAAUCAUCUAACCGACUUCAAGGAUAAAACUAUAGAUCCUGUUACAAAAGCUAAUUAUCCUUGGAUACUACAUAUAGUGAACCGAAUGAACGCAACGAUAAGUUUUGAAGUCACGAAUAGUUGGGGAUAUCGCACUGAGAACGGUUCCUGGAAUGGAAUGAUCGGAAUGUUGGAACGGCGUGAAAUAGAUAUCGGCGGUACCGGCACAUUUUUCGUGUCGGAACGUAUCGGUGUUGUACAAUACAUCCAAUUGUAUACACAUACUUGCUCGCGCUUCGUAUUUCGACGACCUUUACUAUCGACUGUAAGCAACAUAUUUAUUCUACCAUUUCAACAAAACGUCUGGAUAGCAAUUGCAGUAUUUCUUAUCUUGGUCUUCUGUUUGCUCCACUUAUCCAUUAAAUGGGAAUAUUAUCGCGAUAGACUGACAGAAUCGGCAACCUACUGGAAUCAAUUAAAUCCCAACAAGCCAACGGUCAGCGAUAAUAUUCUCAUUCUUUUAGGCGCAUUUGCUCAGCAAGGAUAUUCGUACGAGCCCUACAGAGUUUCGUCUCGAAUCGUCACUCUUAUGUUAUUAUUGGCCUCGCUGAGUCUCUAUGCGGCUUAUACAGCGAAUAUCGUAGGUCUGUUGCAAUCUACUACGGAUUCUAUUCAAACUGUUUCGGAUCUCCUAAAUAGCCCUUUAAAAUUGGGUGCGCAAGACGUAGUGUACAAUAGGUAUUAUUUUAAGUCUUUUCAAGAUCCUAUUAGGAAAGCAGUCCUGGAGCAACGAAUCGAGCCAAAAGGACACAAAUCUAACUGGAUGUCCAUAGAAGAAGGUGUACGUCGCGUAAAAAAUGAACUCUUCGCAUUUCAAGGUGAAAUCGGUACGGUUUACCAAUUGAUGCAAGACACAUACUUGGAAGAGGAGAAGUGCGGUUUGACUGAGAUCGAUUUCCUGAAAAUUUUAUAUCCACUCCUCGUGAUACAAGUGCGAUCACCCUAUUCAGAGAUAAUAAAAACUGGAGCUCUAAAAUUACGAGAAUAUGGACUUAAAUAUCGCGAAGAGUAUCGUUUGUAUACGAGGAAACCAGUGUGCUCGAGUCACACUAGCUUCAUCACUAUCGGUUUCACGGAAUGUUACUUUGCACUGGUCACAAUGGGUUAUGGAAUACUUUUCGCUAUAAUUGUGUUUGCAUUCGAGUUGUUGUGGCAUAAGAGGCAAACAAUGCGCGCAACAAAAGAGAUGUCAAAUACAGAAAUCAAUACUGUGGAAUAUCUUGAUUAAAUGUCUUUAAAAAUGUACAUUGUUUUGAAAGAAAUCAGUUGAUUUUGCUAAACUUUCUGCCGCACUAAAGCUAAUCAAAGUAUGAACUUCACAAAAAAUUUUAUUACAGAGAUUUUAUUAAUUAUUUUGUUGGAUGUAUUCUUUAGCAAUAAGUUGAAUUGUGAGUCGAUGAUUUUAAUAUAUCGUCAUUUAAUAUAUUGUAAAAUAAUUAUCAAAUACUCGUGGGUAUUCCAAACCAAUGUAUAAAGAUUAUUACGAUGAGGUAGAAGAAAUCGAGUUAAAUCAAAAAGUUUAAUACCAUUUUGCGAUAUUUGCAAUAAUUUUCGAGUAAUAAAAUAUUAAAGUCAGACGAAUAAAAGCGCGCAAAGAGACAAGCCAUUGGUCGCUGAGCCGUAGGACCGCCCACCGCGGCGCGACUGUGGCUACGGUAAGUGGCGCGCGGUGAGGGAAAGCUUAGCUUGGCACCACACCGCUCCCUCAUGCCCCCACACCGAGCCGAGGCUCGCGGUUUUAUGGCUCAGGCGAGCGACCGCUUGUCUCUCCGCGCGCUCUUAUUCGUCUGAUUUUAAUAUUUUAUUACUCAAAAAUUAUUGCAAAUAUCGCAAAAUGGUAUUAAAAUUUUUGAUUU